UUUUCAAUCAAGAUGGCGGAAGACGGGAAUUUAGAUGCUCUGAAGUGUAACAUAAACAGACACUCUUCAGGCUUCAUGUUUGGUUAAUCUUACCCCAUUAUGUUUUAGUCAAUGUUAAUAAAUACGAAUGCUUGUAGUUGUAGGCCUUGAGCGCUCCGAAAAUGUCUUCAGAAGCCAUUCAAGAUGCAUUAAAAACAUGCGCAACCAACCAAUCUAUGAUAGAUUUCACGUCCGUGCAUUUGCAGGAACUGAGGACGCAGUGUGCCUCAACUGACAAAAUUGUCCAAAAUGAAAUUAAGGAUGCCGAGAGCAAGAUAAUACGCAUGGUUGGAACACAGAUUUUAGCCAAAAGGAAAUUAAAUCUUGAUGUCAUCCCAGAAAGUUUAAGGGAUUAUCCAAAGCUUGAGCUUUGGCUCAAGAUUGUUGGGAUUCCCAAUGAUGCAAUCAAAGCCAUUUUAAAUGAAGGGCAUAGCUUCUCAAACCUGAUGGAGAUGGACAAUGAGACACUUACAGCAUUGCUUAAAAAAUAUGAUUGUUCUGAACUGGAAAUAAAAACUCUUCUAACAGCUUUCACAAAUUUGCUAUCAUGUACAGAAAAACAAAUAGUUGGCCAGUCUAUAACAGAUCAUGACUGGCAUUUCACAGACCUUGCAUGGUUACAGGCUGCUGCAGCUGCCUCCCGUUCCACCACCAAUAGUCCUGCUGCUGGCAAUUCACCCAAACACCAGCAACGGUCAGCCCCCUCGUAUUCUGCAAUAUCUAAUGAGCUGUUAACCAUGAAGAAUGAAGCAUUUAUCCAAAGAGGAGGAAAAGGACGGCCUCCGCCCCUUCACCCCAACAUCUCAGACAUACACCCUCCUAGAAGUACCCCCUCUUCUCCUAUUCCUUCUCCGCAUAAUGGCUCUCCCCCACCCCACCGCUCAAAAUCUGUCAGUAGUCCAGCUGUAAAAUACCCCAUAACCCCACCCCCAAUGAAAAAUUACAUGCUGUUCCCUGAUUCUGCAUCUAUAACAAAAAGCAAAAGUCAUGAGUCACAGUUAGCCAACAAGGUAGUGGAUAUUGAUCCAAUCAAAGGCAACAAGAAGAAUAAACCUUCAAGUAUCAACAUAAAAUUAGGAGGCAGUCAUGAGGUUUUGUUUAGCAGACGUCGUUUGUCAACUGAUGGCUCAGAGGCCGGGAGCCGAGGGCCAUCAGGUCAUACAUCCCCUGUUUGUUCCUCCCCAAUCCGUUCCCCGCCUUACAAGCAUGAUCUGAGUGCUGUUUUGCUUGAUGAACACAACAAGUACCCUAACAUGCUGACAGUUCCCAAGUCUCCCAAAACUCCUAAAAAGAUUAUCCACCACCAGAUAUAUCACAGAUUUACUUCUUCCAUGUUUGUGCUUGCUCCUUGUGAUGUCUGUAUGACGUUUGCCAUUCGUGGGAAAACAUGUAAAAAUUGCAAAAAAAAAUUCCACAAAGAUUGUGCCCAGCGUGCCCCUCCUACCUGUGGUCUUUCAGAUGCAACUGUUGAUGCUCUGCUGGAAUGGCAAGAAUCUCCAAUGUCCCAGCGUCGCUAUCAAAAUUCAAGUGUCUUCUAUCCUGGUCAUGCCAAUGAUUAUGAGGGUCUGAAGCCAGUCCUAUCCAUGCCCAGCUUCCCCGGCGGCCCUGACUCUGGUUCUAACACAUCGUCGUGCAACUCGUCGUCUCCAUCUUCCCCGGCCUGCCACCAAACAUCAUCUGAUACAAUUACUUCUCCUUCCCCUGCACCAUCCCCCUACAACCACAGAAAGUUCAAGUUUCCAGAUGUAGAUAUUGCCUCAACUUUGCCAGCUGAUUACAAGUCAACUGAAGGGAGAGACUCACCUGAUAAUGAUGUUGUGAGUACCAACACAUCUAAUGAUAGUGAUAAAACAUUAAUUGAUAGUAACACAUCCGAGCGCACGAUGCCGGAAAGAAAUAGUUCUGUUGACAGUCAGGAUGAUCCCUUCAGCUGGAACAGACAAAACAGUCUGGCGGCAACAAUGAAAGAGUGGGAUAUUCCCUUUGCUGAUCUCAAGUUUGGUGGAGUUAUUGGUAAAGGAAGGAUAGGCACUGUACAUAAAGGUAUCUGGCAUGGGGAUGUGGCUAUUAAACUUCUGGAUACUCCUGGUAGUGCAGAUAAUGAAGCACAGUUAGCAGCUUUUAAGUUGGAGCUGGCUGUACUGAGGAAAACUCGUCAUGAAAAUUUAGUAUUAUUUAUGGGUGCUUGUAUGAAGCCCCCUAACUUAGCCAUUGUUACCAGUUUUUGUAAAGGUGAGACAUUGUACACCAUGAUACACCUGAAUAAGAACAUCUUCAAGAUUAACAAGGCCAUUAUAGUUGCAUCACAGAUAGCUCAGGGCAUGAGUUACCUCCAUGCAAGAAAUAUAGUACAUAAAGAUUUAAGAACAAAAAAUAUUUUUAUGGACAGUGGCAAAGUUGUUAUAACAGAUUUUGGUCUGUUUCAUGUGACCAAGCUGUGUAGAGGUUCCAAGAAAGAUAAUUGGCUAAGUGUACCUAAAGGCUGGUUAUGUUACUUGGCACCUGAGAUAAUCCGCUCUCUAAAAGCCCUAAAGCAGACACAGUCUGAUCUGCCUUUUACUAACAAGUCAGAUUUGUAUGCUUUUGGGACUGUUUGGUAUGAACUGCUAUGCAAUGACUGGCCAUUCCGCAGCCAGCCAUGUGAAACUGUGAUUUGGCAAGUGGGAAGGGGAAUCAAGCAAUCCCUGAGCACUGUCACUGCCCCUAAAGAAGUCAAGGAAAUUCUAAUGUCUUGUUGGGCAUUCCAUCCUUCAGAUCGUCCUGAUUUUGCCAGGAUUGCCAAGGCUUUAAGCCUAAUUCCCCAGACCCGACUUAUCAGAAGCCCCUCACACCCGUGUCAGCUUAGUAGAGCCACAGACGCUCUCACCUACUCAUGACCAUUAUUUACAGAUAAACUUUGUGCAUCCAAGUUUUUAUAAUUCAACUUUCUUGAAGAAAAAAAAAAGUUUCUUUUAACAUAUGCCAACAAAGCAAGUUACAAGCACACAAGUACUAACCAUGUGUUUUAUUUUAUCAUUGGUGCUGAAUGUUCUAGUACUUUUAACAUGGAGUCUUAGAUGCUGACUGACUUUCUACAGUUUCUUUGAGAUUCCCUGCGCUAAGAUUUUUAUGGUCUUCAAAAAGGACGAGUAAUUUUAAUCUAUUUUAUCAUUCUGAAGGUAAUUAUUUGUAAAGGACUGAUUUUUUUGAUUCACUCAACUUGUAUAGUGAGGUGACACAUUGUAGUCAGCAAUCAGAAGGAAAUGAUGCUCUGAACUCUCCCUCUUCUGAGUUAUGCAAAGGUACAUAAAAUCAAUAGGGCUGCUGCAUUCUAUCAGAGGCUUUGUUCCCAGCCACAGCACUUCCUGUUUGAUUGUUGAAUUUGUGCCACUCCAGCCCCAGAUUGAAACAACUUGGCCAGUUUUGUUUGUUUGAUUAAUUUAUUUCUUCUUUGAAUGGGAUGUGCUGAUUCUGUGAUGUUUCUUCUCAUAUCCUGGAAGCCUCUCCAGGAGACACAGUACUUAAAGUUGAACAAACAAAUGAAAGACAAUUGCUAUCAAAUGUGAUGUAUAAUUUAUAAACAUAGACAUUGGCUACUCCACAGACCUAGUAUAUGCAUACCAAGUUUGUGUGAACUUUUUUCUAUGCUAAACAUAUUUUGGGUCUUAUAAAAGCGCUGGCAGGACUGUACAUUUUAUUCUAUAGAGUCAUAUUAAGGUAUUUCCUCGCUGGUAUUACCAUCUAUUAGGUUUAGCUUUAGGGGUAGGGUAUAGAUGGGGUGAAACUAGUGAUUGUAGCAUUACAAAAAAAAGCCUUGAGUACAUCCUGCUAGCGUUUUAAUAAUUACCCAUAUUCUUUCUUAGCCUAAGUGUUGUAAGCUUUGUGGUGCCUGUUGACAUGCUUAGUGUGCAAGGGCAGGGUGGGAAAUGGGGUUGUUUUUAAACUAAGUUACACCUGUGACAUUGAUUGCCUUUAUUCUGUGCCAGGUUUUGUUUGUGUGUGUGUUUAAACUAUUGAAUUUUUUUUGUUGCCAGUUUGUGUAGCUGAUUUUUGUGGAUUAUUUGCUUCUCUUUGCUCUGUCAGGCUGUGUUCAGGUUUCCUCUGGUUAAUGGUUUAAUGGGCCUCUGGCUAAUUGCUUAAGGUGCCUCUGGCUUAUGAGCCUCCGGCUAAUAGUCUGAAUAAUGGUGCUUCAUUUUACCAGCGGCUAAGUGCAAAGUGGUAGAAGUUUUAAAAAAAAAUCAUGGCACUAAAUUAGUUUUUUUUUGUGCUGUUUAUUUUAGUCAUGAAUUUCACACUGCUGCUAGUAGUUUGACAUUCUUAUGUUAGCUACAGUAUUAAUUUCUUAUAUUUGAGCUUGGGAGGGAUUGUUUUCAUCACUCACUCAUUGAUAGCUUAAUUACCUGUUGCCAUAGAUAGUGUCCAAUGUUCAGAAUCAUUUGAAGAACUAUUGUUUGCCUGUACUCUGAUAUGUACUGUUGAGUUAAAGUGUGAUCAGUAGGUUUUUUGGGCAAGAAUUUUACCUUUCUGAUACAGCCAGUGUCACCUAACAAAGUUAGUUAAAUGUGGAAGAAAAUAAUUAUUGUUCACUGUGCCAGAUUUUUAAGGUUUGGGGGUUGUAAAUUUUGAUGAUUUUAUUGUAAGCAUUUAUGGUCAAAUUGGCCACAACUUUAGUGAGCUGCAUCUGAAGAGUGCAAGAUCUGUUUUAAAGACAAAUGUGCAAAUAUUGUUGUAUAUAUCAUGUUGAUUUUUGUGUAAAAAUCCUGUUGUAUUAAAAAAUGUCUGCCACUUUGCCAUUUGA
Molecule: messenger RNA, 4816 nt
Organism: Physella acuta
Lineage: Eukaryota; Metazoa; Mollusca; Gastropoda; Physidae
Product: kinase suppressor of Ras 2
Biological process (GO): protein phosphorylation
Molecular function (GO): ATP binding; protein serine/threonine kinase activity
Source: RefSeq, a predicted model, not a curated record